AUGACACAAGAAGAGGCUAAAGCAUCUCUAAACUUGAUUAAAGGUAUAAUCUUUUUCUAUGUCACUAGAAUUGAAGCAUUGUUUGGCUCUAGAGUUAGACAUUCUUUCAUCGUAGAAGAAUGUGUAGAUAAACUAAAACUAGAGUUGAAAGAGUUGCCUGUAUUAAUCAAAGUGAUUACACCUUCAGGAUCCUCAAAUACUACUAGCAAAAUUUGUCAGAAAGUAGAGAUUGUAUUUGAGGAUCGGGUAUCUGUGAUGGAUUUGAUAUGUAUUCCUAUAAAAGGAAUAGAUGUGAUUGUAGACAUGGACUGGCUAGCAGCUAAUAAUGCUACACUAGAUUGUGCUAUGAAAUUAAUGUCUUUGUCGGUGUUGACAGUAGGGACUGGUUCUACUAAUCAAGCCAGAUUUUUGUUAGUAGUACAAGUUGAGAAAUUGAUCAAGAAGGGAUGUUGUGGUUAUAUGGUGAUUUUUGCAAUCAGUAAUGUGUAUGAUGGGGGUAUUGAGAAAAUUAGAGUUGUAAGCGAAUUUCCUGAGGGCCUAGUUCAUCGGAUCUAUGUCAGGGGAAACACACUGAGGCCUAGGAUUGUGGAGUAA
Messenger RNA from Prosopis cineraria, 594 nucleotides. RefSeq lists its product as uncharacterized. The record is from RefSeq and is a predicted model, not a curated record. The transcript has 2 exons. The coding region runs from base 1 to 594 and encodes 197 amino acids. NCBI's taxonomy places the organism in Eukaryota, Viridiplantae, Streptophyta, Magnoliopsida, Fabales, Fabaceae.